Messenger RNA from Leptopilina heterotoma, 1836 nucleotides. RefSeq names its product zinc finger protein Xfin-like. The coding region runs from base 1 to 1836 and encodes 611 amino acids. The transcript is spliced from 12 exons. Gene Ontology annotation, biological process: regulation of transcription by RNA polymerase II. NCBI's taxonomy places the organism in Eukaryota, Metazoa, Arthropoda, Insecta, Hymenoptera, Figitidae. The record is from RefSeq and is a predicted model, not a curated record. Gene Ontology annotation, molecular function: RNA polymerase II cis-regulatory region sequence-specific DNA binding; DNA-binding transcription factor activity.
AUGAGUGGCUGUUCACAAUUCAAGAGCGAGAAAGAAGGACAAAUUGAUGAAAAAAAAGAUAAAAUUCACAUUGGAAGGAUUCGAGUCAAAUCUGAUAUACAAUUAAUAGAAGAAAACAAAAUUCUCAAUGUUAGAAGUUUGAAAGAUAAUCCUGAAGUGGAUGCUGGAAACUUGACAGCAGAAUCCGAUAUUAAAAUUUUAAGAUCAAGAAAAGUUAUUCCUGAAGAAGAAGAUGAAGAUGAAGGGGACGAUAAUGAAGAGGAGUAUAAAGAAGAAAAGGAUGAUGACGAGGAUGACGAUGACGAGGAGGAAUAUUCUGUACCAGUAAUUAGAGGAAGAAGAGGCAGACGAAGAACUUUCAUCUAUAAACAGCCUGUCUAUAAACGACAAACGGCUGUAAAUGAAAAAGGAGUGAAUUAUCCGAAAGAGGAACAAGAAAUGCAGCAAGAAUAUUCCCCACGAAGAAGUAAAGCAUCAAAAAGAAGAGGAAGAGGUAGAACUUUCAUCUACGCUCAAAAUACUGGCAAUCCAUCUAGGAAAGAAGAAAAUUUACCUGAAUCUGCAAACGAAAUAAUUGACAUUGACAUACCGGAACAUCUCCGAAUCGAAAGAGUAGGCAGACCUAGAGCAUUUCUCUAUAAACAAAGCACUAGCACUGUCCCUGCGACUAAAACCGAAGUUAUUGAAGACUAUCAAAACCUUUGGGAACUCAUUCCGACACGAACGAAUGUUCCGAAGAAAAGAAGAGGAAGACCAAGUGAAGGUCCCUAUAUUUGUGGGAAUUGCGGAAAAUUGUUUCACUUGAAAAUUCGUUUCUCAGAACAUCAGAGAAAAGAAUGUGGUGGACGUUCGCCAUCGAAAAAGCGACGAGAAAAAAAAUAUUCCUGUUCAACUUGUAAUCGUUGCUAUGUUAAUUAUCGUGAUUUAGUGAGACAUCAACGUUACAUUUGUCAGAAGGAGCCGCAAUUUGCUUGCAAUUAUUGUGAUCGUAAAUUUUAUCAUCGCUAUCGACUCACUUAUCAUUUAGUGAGCCUACAUCCUGGCGAAGGUAAAAAUUCUAGAGAUUUAAUAUGGAGAUACACUUUCCUCCACCUGAGAACGCCAAGGUCACCGGCAGAUGGCAGCAAAAAUUCCAAGAAGUCCUUGGACUUCUUGGAAUUUUUGCUGCCAUCUGCCGACGGAUGUUGGUUGAGCUCACCUUCAGUGUCUGGCUAUUAUGUAAAUCAAGACCUAUCGUGUCAAGAUGGCCAAGGACAAAAAAUCCGAUAUCACUGUCCAAAUUGUGACAAAUCAUAUUCCCAAGAAGGCAAUCUAAAGAGGCACAGAAAAAUGGAGUGCGGCGGAAAAAAGACUUUUGUUUGCAAUAUUUGCCAGCGUGGUUUCACUCGGAAAUUAAAUUUGCAACAGCAUUUAUUCAGACAAACUUUUUUGAAUUUAUUCGGAAAUCAACCGAAUCAAGAGAGGAGAUUUGGUAAAAGUGACGAAUCUUCAAACAAGAGGAGAUUUCAGUGUCCAAAUUGUGAAAAGUCCUAUACUUUGCAGCACAAUUUGGCGAAACACAUGCGACUCGAGUGUGGAGGACAGUUUUAUCUUCAGCUUUAUUGCGACACAUUACCACGUGACGUUUGGCAUCGCUGCAAGACUGAUCUUUUGUGUUUGAAAUGUAAAAAACCGUACAGCGAUUGGCGAAGUCUGAGAAAGCAUAUGAACUACUUUUGCAAAAUGGAACCACUUUAUCCCUGUCCUUUUUGUACUCACAGAGCGAGACUCAACACUUUACUGAAAUAUCACAUUAUCAAAGAACAUUCAUCAUUUGUAGACGUUAAUGCUUUAUAG